Paramecium pentaurelia is the source of this 1189-nucleotide messenger RNA. The record is from the annotation of a GenBank genome assembly. NCBI's taxonomy places the organism in Eukaryota, Ciliophora, Oligohymenophorea, Peniculida, Parameciidae.
AAUGACCACAGCAUAAAAGAUUGCCGAAAUUGAGACUGAAAUGAUGAGGACCCAAAAAAAUAAGGCCACAUCAUAUCAUUUAGGUUUAUUGAAGGCUAAAUUGGCUAAACUCAAAAGAGAAAUGAUAGAUUCAUCUUCUAAAAAGGGUGGUGGCACUUAAGAAGGAUUUGAAGUUUCUAAGAGUGGAGAUUCUCGUAUAGGUAUGAUAGGUUUUCCAUCGGUUGGUAAGAGUACACUACUUACAAAACUUACAGGAGUGUUUUCUAAAAUUGCAGCCUAUGAAUUUACAACUCUAACAUGCAUACCUGGAGUAGAGAUUAUUCAAUAAAUUAAUAGGUCUUAUAACAUAAAGGUGCCAAAAUACAAUUGCUAGAUUUACCAGGAAUUAUAGAGGGUGCUAAAGAUGGCAAAGGUAGAGGUAAAUAAGUUAUUGCUGUGGCACGUACUUGUAAUUUAAUUUUGAUUGUGUUGGAUGCCACAAGACCUAUGGUACAUAAAAAAAUCAUUGAAAGAGAACUUGAAGGAUUUGGAAUUAGAUUAAAUAAAUAACCACCACAAAUAGAAUUUAAGAAACGAGAUAAAGGAGGUAUUACUAUUUCUAGAACACAUGAUGCUUCAAGAUUAGAUGAUGAGACAAUAAAAGUAUUUAUAAUGUAAAAUAUAUUCAAUAGGCCAUCUUACGUGAAUAUAAGAUUAAUAAUUGUGAUAUCAAUCUUAAAUGUGAUGCUACUGAUGAAGACUUGAUUGAUAUUAUUGAAGGUAAUCGUAAAUACAUUCCAUGUUUAUAUGUUAUGAAUAAGAUUGACGAUAUCACAUUAGAAGAACUGAAUGUCUUGGAUAAAAUUCCACAUUAUGUGCCUAUAUCUGCCUAUUUAGAAUGGAACUUGGAUGAAUUGGUGGAAAGAAUUUGGGAUUAUUUAGAUUUGAUUCGUAUUUACACAAAACCAAAAGGAUUAGAGCCAGGUAUUUAUAUUGUGAUAAAUUUUAAUAGAUUAUAAUGCUCCUGUUAUAUUACAACGAAAGUUUUCAACAAUCACAGAUUUUUGUAAUAAGUUACACAAAAAUAUGAUUAAAGACUUUAGAUAUGCACUUGUGUGGGGAGCUAGUGUGAAAUAUAAUCCAUAGAAAGUAGGAAAGGAUCAUUAAUUAUUAGAUGAAGAUGUUGUUUAAAUUGUUAAAAAAAUCUGAA